Molecule: messenger RNA, 1429 nt
Organism: Dermatophagoides farinae (American house dust mite)
Lineage: Eukaryota; Metazoa; Arthropoda; Arachnida; Sarcoptiformes; Pyroglyphidae
Product: alpha/beta hydrolase domain-containing protein 17B
Biological process (GO): protein depalmitoylation
Cellular component (GO): plasma membrane; endosome membrane
Molecular function (GO): palmitoyl-(protein) hydrolase activity
Source: RefSeq, a predicted model, not a curated record
GUGUGUGUGUGUUGAAGUUAAUUUUAUUAUAUCGAUGGUUUUAACCAGUAGUUAUACCAAGAAUUUUCAUCUUAUCUACCAUUCUUAUAUUUUUGAUCGUUAUUUAGUGUGAUAAAAAGUGGUGAAAGGAAUUAUUGCGAAAAAUGAUAAUAAUUCAGCUUUUUUUUCGCAAUAUUCAGGUAAUUUCAUUAGCGGUGUGUGUGUGUGUGUGAGAGAAUUAUUUUUCCAGUUAAAUUUGGAUUAUAUUCGACGAAUUUGGUGAUACAAAACAACCAUGAUGAGUAUAAAAGCCACGAAAAAUUGGUUCGAUUUGAUCAACAACAAAAAAAAAAAAUUUGCGAAAGAAAAAUCAACAUUUUUUUUUUGUUCUGAAGCAUCCAUCCAAUGUUUUAAUUCUAAAAACAAAAUUCAACAAUAGUGAAUACGAUUGAAAAUGAACUUAACACGGCAACAAAUCGACAUGUACAUGUCGAUAUUUAUGAAAACAAUGCCCGAACAAUCAUAUACAAUGGAAUAUGAUCCAAAAUCAAAUCGUUAUGAGAUCCAUUUAAAAGAUGGUGAUGAUUAUUCAAAUUGUCAUCGUUAUCGUCAACAUUGUGAUGCAUUUAUUGAAAAAUCUAAUAGUGGUAAUAAUAUUGCCUGUCUUAUGUUACGUCCAAUGCAACAGCCUAAAUAUACAAUAUUAUUCAAUCAUGGUAGUACAGUAGAUUUGGGAAAAAUUUGUAAUUUUCUUUACACAUUGGCUAAACGUCUUGAUUGUAAUAUAUUUACUUAUGAUUAUUCUGGUUAUGGACAAAGUACUGGCCAGCCAUCAGAAAAAAUGGCAUAUGCUGAUUCGGAAACAGUUUGGUCAUUAUUAUUGAAUAAAUAUCGUUUACAACCACAACAGAUUUUAAUCUAUGGCCAAAGUAUUGGUACUGGACCAACAUUAUAUCUGGCUAGUAUACAUCGUCAUGUUAAAGGUGUUAUAUUGCAUUCAUCAUUUCAAUCAAUAGCUAAACUAUAUAUUCCUUGGCUAAAAAAAUGUCCAGAUUAUGAUGUUUUUCGAAAUAUCGAAAUGAUUGAAAAGGUAGAAUCACCUGUACUAUUCUUGCAUGGUAGUGAUGAUCGUAAUGUACCAUUAUCGCAUGUUAAAAUAUUAUUUGAAAAAUGUCCAAAUCCUGUCAUUCCAUUGUGGAUAGAAGGUGGCCAUCAUGAUGAUCUUUAUACAUUUGAAUCAUAUGUAACAAGAUUGAAACGUUUUAUUGAUCAAGAUCUUGAAUAUGAAACAUCUGGAUUUAUAUUCUGGUGAAAAGAAUUGGAUUUUUUUUUUUUGAUUUUGGUUCUUCAAAUAUAAAUUAAUAUGCAGUGGAUUGACAUUAAAAAUCAAUAAGAAAAAAUGAAAUUCCGUUUUCUGUUUUGAUUCACACCCACACACACACACACACAG